AUGAGAUAAUUUAGCUGCUUUAUUCCUAACCUCUUUGUUUGUUGAAAAUUGUGAUAUUUAUCUGCCAAAAUGCAUGGGACAAUUUUAUUGGUGUGUUUAUUUAUUAGUGGUUGUCUAGCGAACCCUGAUGCGAAGAGACUUUAUGAUGAUUUGCUGAGUAAUUACAAUAGACUGAUUCGUCCCGUCGAUAAAAAUAACAACACCGUAUUAGUCAAGUUGGGUCUACGAUUGUCUCAACUCAUUGACUUGAAUUUAAAGGAUCAGAUCUUAACAACUAACGUAUGGUUGGAACAUGAAUGGGAGGAUCACAAAUUUAAGUGGGACCCAUUGGAGUAUGGCGGAGUUAAGGAAUUAUAUGUCCCUUCUGAACAUAUUUGGUUGCCGGAUAUCGUCCUUUACAACAAUGCUGAUGGUGAAUAUGUGGUGACAACCAUGACAAAAGCUGUACUCCAUCACACCGGCAAAGUUCUGUGGACCCCACCAGCUAUCUUCAAGUCUUCCUGCGAGAUUGAUGUACGCUACUUUCCGUUUGAUCAGCAGACCUGCUUCUUAAAGUUUGGAUCUUGGAGUUACGAUGGUGACCAGAUCGACCUAAAGCACAUAAAUCAAAAGAAAGGAGACAUGGUGGACGUUGGAAUCGAUCUCCGGGAGUAUUAUCCUUCAGUUGAAUGGGACAUAUUGGGAGUACCAGCUGAACGUCACGAGAGGUACUAUCCGUGUUGUCAGGAGCCCUAUCCAGAUAUCUUCUUCAACAUAACUCUUCGUAGGAAAACAUUGUUUUAUACUGUCAACCUUAUAGUGCCGUGUGUAGGCAUAUCAUAUUUGUCUGUACUGGUAUUCUACUUGCCAGCAGAUUCAGGAGAGAAGAUAGCACUUAGUAUAUCUAUUCUUCUAUCUCAAACUAUGUUUUUCUUACUAAUAUCCGAAAUUAUACCGUCGACAUCCCUAGCUCUGCCUUUAUUAGGCAAAUACCUACUAUUCACAAUGUUGUUAGUAGGGCUGUCAGUCGUCAUAACAAUUAUAAUAUUAAACGUGCAUUACCGCAAACCGAGUACUCAUAAAAUGGCGCCGUGGGUUCGGAAGUUCUUUAUAACAAAACUCCCAAAAUUGUUACUGAUGAGAGUACCAAAGGAUUUGUUGAGGGAUCUAGCAGCGCAGAAGAUAGCCGGUAGAAGUAUGAAGAAGAACAAGUUCAAAGAUGCCUUGGCAGCUGCUGACCAGACCAACUCCAAUGCUUCAAGUCCUGAUUCAUUAAGACAUCAUCUACCUGGUGGAUGUAAUGGACUGCAUUCUACCACUGCUACAAACAGAUUCAGCGGUUUAGUGGGUGCAUUAGGAAGUCUAGGCCCUGGUUACAAUGGACUGCCUUCAGUGAUGUCAGGUCUGGAUGACUCGCUGAGCGAUGUCGCACCUCGUAAGAAGUAUCCGUUUGAAUUGGAAAAAGCUAUACACAACGUCAUGUUUAUACAACAUCACAUGCAACGACAAGAUGAAUUCAAUGCGGAAGAUCAAGACUGGGGCUUCGUGGCUAUGGUUCUGGAUAGAUUAUUCCUAUGGAUUUUCACCAUUGCCUCCAUUGUCGGCACAUUCGCUAUCCUCUGUGAAGCUCCAUCUCUGUACGAUGAUACUAAACCCAUAGAUAUGAUCCUUUCAUCUGUGGCCCAACAGCAAUUCUUGCCAGUUGACAGUGGGGAUUCUCAGUAUGGAAUAGAUAGAGCUGACAAUAUGAAAAAUACUUAAAUAUUUUAUAAUGCAUUAACUACAUAACAGCACUAUGCAUAUAAGUAAAUAAACUUUAGUAGGUAUAUGGAAUAGUUGAUCACGAUCAAGCAGCGGACACUUACAACGGCAUAGUCCAAAAUUUCAUACAUAAAGGAAAGGAAAUAUAACUUUUCAUACAAAUUAUAGGAUCAUGUGAUGAAAUCUUAUGCAUUUUUGAAUCAUUUAUUUACGUUACAAUAUAUGACUGAUUGUAAUAGAAAUAAAUGUUUUCAAAAUCUUCGUUAUUGAACGUGCUCAUAAAAUUUUCAAAUUUCGAAUUCAUAUUGAGCGCUGGUAUUAAUAUAUUCGAAAUUUGAAAUAAUUAAUAGGCUAAGGAUAUAUCGCCAACACGUUUAUAGGAGCGCUUUCAAGUGUUGGGUAACACUGGUAAGUAUAUAUUAUAAUUUCGAUACAUUUGUUAAUAUUAAGAUAUCUGUAGCACAAAUUUUACCACUAGUAAUUAAUGUAACCUAUAAACCAAUUAGUUACCAACCGUACAAAAAUAUAGACUGUAUACCACAACAAAGCAAAUAAUAUUUAAAUAUUGUGAAGGGAUAUUCGUAUUUCGAAUUUUUGUGUGUAACUUUUAUAAAGGUUUGAUUUAUAAAAAUUAUUGAAUCGAGUUCACAUUGAGAGCGCGCGUUGGUCCGUGUUGCAGUUUUCUCAUGCGUGUUAUUGAUUGAUGUGUGUUAUAUUCACACUCACUUAUUCAUAAAAACGUCAUACUUGUAAUAAAUCUAUUUCAGCUUUUGUCUGAAUUGUUGUGUCCAUUUCCCUUCCAAUGGUAUUCAUAACUAGAUGUGCCCGCGACAUUGUCCGCGUGGAAUAAAAGACGAAUGACGAAUUUCCAUACAAUUUACCUUUUAUUUUAUUUUAUUCCCUUAAGGGUAAAAAUGACGAUAAUCCCAUGUAAUAAAUCCUUUCCAUAUAAACGAUAUGAAAGGUCUGGCAGUAUCCUUCUUUU
Achroia grisella is the source of this 2725-nucleotide messenger RNA. It is a transcript of the gene nAChRalpha2, whose product is annotated as acetylcholine receptor subunit alpha-like 2. Gene Ontology annotation, molecular function: acetylcholine-gated monoatomic cation-selective channel activity; transmembrane signaling receptor activity. The transcript has 8 exons. Gene Ontology annotation, biological process: monoatomic ion transmembrane transport; chemical synaptic transmission; signal transduction. The coding region runs from base 70 to 1740 and encodes 556 amino acids. The record is from RefSeq and is a predicted model, not a curated record. Gene Ontology annotation, cellular component: synapse; postsynaptic membrane; neuron projection. NCBI's taxonomy places the organism in Eukaryota, Metazoa, Arthropoda, Insecta, Lepidoptera, Pyralidae.